UUUAAACUCUUUUAACAACAUUAACACUCCACAGGUCCCCGCUCCUCAUAACUCGAUGUCCCUUCUUCCCGACAAAGAGGGAAGCUCCGCUCACUCGGGCUGCUCGGUUAAAAUAUCAAGCCAACCCCUUGGUUCCUCCUGCCGUGACGCACAGAUCCCGGCGAGUCCGUUCAGCUCAGCUCGGAACCGUCCGGAGCAACAUGCAGGAUGGCGAGUUUGGAGACAGCCGCCGAGCACGAACGUAUCCUGCGGGAAAUCGAGAGCACAGACACCAACUGUAUUGGACCGACACUCCGGUCAGUGUACGAUGGUCAGGAGCAUGGCCUGUUCAUGGAGAAGCUGGAUGCUCGGAUCAGGAACCAUGAUCGGGAGAUCGAGAAGAUGUGUAACCAUCACUUCCAGGGGUUCGUGGACUCCAUCACAGAGCUGCUCAAAGUGCGAGGAGAGGCGCAGAAGUUGAAGAGUCAGGUGACUGAGACUAACAGGCAUCUUCAGGAAAAUGGCAAAGAGCUCACCACCUCCAUGGAGGAGCUCAGACAGUGUCGGGUACAACAGAGAAACAUCGCCACCACGAUAGACAAACUGACGCACUGCCUACCAGUUCUUGAGAUGUACAGCAGACUUCAGGAGCAGAUGAGGGCCAAACGGUACUACCCUGCACUGCGAACGUUAGAGCAGCUGGAACAGACGUGUCUUCCCAAAGCGGGUCAGUACCGGUUCUGCUCCAUUAUGGCUGAAAACAUCCCCAAACUGAGGAUACAGAUCCGCGACACGGCCAUGUCACAGCUGAGAGACUUCCUGGAGAGCAUUCGGAAACACUCGGAUAAGAUAGGAGAGACCGCCAUGAAACAGGCCCAGCUACAGCGCUCGCUGGACAGCUCCGUUUCACCUCAGCCGAGGGUCCUACUCGGCCGGCGCGGCAGAAAGGGGCGCCGGCGGCAAUUCGGGCUGGUGGGUGUCAAUCCGCUGUCAGAACACGACACGGGAAUUCUGGAUGUGGAGGAUGAAGAGGAGGAAGAUGAAGUCCCAGGAGCUCAGGACUUGGUGGAUUUCUCUCCAGUUUACCGCUGUCUGCAUAUCUACACUGUGCUGGGUUUGCGUGAUGUGUUUGAGAACUACUACAGAAAGCAAAGGAGGAAACAGGCCCGCCUCGUACUGCAGCCCCAUUCUAACAUGCAUGAAACUCUGGAGGGAUACCGGCGGUACUUCAAUCAGAUUGUUGGCUUCUUUGUUGUGGAGGAUCACGUCCUGCACACCACACAGGGUUUGGUCAACAGAGCAUACGUAGAGGAGCUUUGGGAGUUGGCGCUGUCCAAAAUAGUCGCUGCCCUGAGGACGCACUCUUCAUACUGUGACGACCCUGACCUGGUGCUGGAUCUGAAGAACCUCAUUGUCCUGUUUGCUGAUACUCUGCAGGGUUAUGGUUUCCCUGUGUCUCAGCUGUUUGACAUGCUGCUGGAGAUUAGGGAGCAGUACGGAGAAAUCUUGCUCAAGAGAUGGAACAUCACCUUCAGGCAGGUGAUAGACCAGGACAACUACAGUCCAAUCCCAGUCUCAACGGAGAAGGAGUACAGACAAUACACUUCCCAGUGUCCCUUUCAAGACCCCGAACUGGAAAAGCUUCCCUUCCCAAAGAAGCUUCCCUUCUCAGAGUUUGUGCCAAAAGUCUACUGCCAGCUAAAAGAGUUCAUCUACGCUUGUCUGAAAUACUCUGAGGACCUUCAUCUCAGCUCCACGGAGGUAGACGAUAUGAUCCGCAAGUCGACAAAUCUGCUGUUGACCAGAACUCUUAGCCACUGUCUGCAGUACGCCAUUAAGAAGAAGAAUGUCGGACUGGCAGAGUUGGUGCAGGUGAUCAUUAACACCACUCACCUGGAGCAGAGCUGCCACUUCCUGGAGGAGUUCAUAUCAAACAUAACCAAUGUUCCUCCUGACACAGUAAAUGCUACCAAGCUGUACGGCACCUCCACCUUUAAGGACGCUCGUCACGCCGCAGAGGCGGAGAUCUACACCAGCCUGAAUGCAAAGAUUGACCAGUUCCUGCAGCUGGCUGAUUACGACUGGAUGGCUGCGGUGCCCGGAGGCGAGAAUCUGGCUGCCAGCGACUACCUGAUUGACCUGAUUGCUUUUCUCAAGAGCACCUUCAGUGUCUUCACCAACCUGCCUGGUAAAGUAGCGCAGACUGCGUGCAUGUCGUCCUGUAAGCACAUCUCCACCUCCCUGAUGCAGCUCCUGCUUGACCCGGAGGUCCGACAGAUCUCCAUGGGCGCGCUGCACCAGCUCGACACCGACGUGAAGGAGUGCGAGAGUUUUGCCAGAGCCGGCCCGGUCGCAGGCUUCCAGGGUGACACGUUGCUUCUGGCCUUCAGUGACUUGAGACAAUUACUGGAUUUGUUCACCCAGUGGGAUUGGUCAACCUACCUGGCUGAUUACGGCAAACCCACCUGCAAAUACCUGAGAGUCAACCCACACACUGCACUGGCACUGCUGGAGAAGAUGAAGGAGACGAGCAGGAAGAACAACGUCUUCGCCCAGUUCAGAAAGACGGAUAGAGACAGGCAGAAGCUCAUCGACACCGUCAUCAAGCAGCUACGCAACCUCAUCGCGCAGCACCACACCUAAAGCAAGCCGCACAAUUGGCCAACAACCCCACGAGGCUGAUCUAUGCACCUUAAGUUAAAAAAAAAACUUCAAAAAGCAACAGCAAAUUAGGCAGUCUAAAACUGGAAGAAGCACACCGGAUGAUAAGCUUGCAGUCUGAUUAGAGUUAAUGGUUACAUUUUGGCUGAAGACAACCAUGUAAGAAACUGUCCAGCGUAGCAUGUUAGCUGGAAUGACAUCCUUUUAAAAGCAGUGUUGUACAUCCUGAAAGUUCAGUUUUAAUCCAGCCAUCUGGAUCUGGUUAGAUAACCAUACAGGCUUCUCAAAAUUUAAUUCCAUGUCCACACGUCCUACCGACCUAUAAACAGAAGUCUGGUGCCAUGUUAUAUUUUUCUUUAGUACAGAAAAAGAUCAAAACGAACAACAAACUCAUCUUUCUAACACUGUUUACUCGUCUAGUAGAGCCAUUUGCAAUAAAUGGCGGAAACCUGCUGAGCCUUCGUUUUUUAAAGUUCAAUAAUAUUUCCCACUGAUUUCCACCAAUUAUCGUCUCAGUAGUUAGAAAAGGUGUCAGGAGGUCUUUAGUUACCAAACGAUAGAUUAAAACUUUGUCGGUUUUGGUCUUUUCAUGGUAUUCGUUGAUGAGGAGGAAAUGUAGGAGCCCGUCGGCUAUUACGUGACAAUUUUGGCUUCAAGCUUAAUGUUUUUGGGACUUCUGUUGUAGCUCUUCGAUAUCUGGGCCAAGGCUUUCUGUUCUCUGCCCCAGGCAUUGUUUGCAGUCCAACAAUUAAGGCUUAAUUGUCUUCAGACUGUUUGGUCAGUAGAAACAGAAACCAGAAAACUUCGAUCCAUCUAUUUUCUGCAGCUUAUCCUGGAUCGGUCAUGUGGGCUGCAGUCUAAGCAGAGACACCCAGACCUCCCUCUCCUCAGCCAGCUCCUCCAGCUCUUCUUGGCUGACACUUUCGUGUUCCCAAGCUGAGAGACAAGCUCUCCCUCCUAUCAGAUAGCUCAACCAUCUCAACUGGCUCCUUUCAUUGUAGAGGAGUGUUUGUUGAAUGACCGAGCUCCUCAAUCUGUCUCUAAGAGAGAGCACAGACAGCCUUUGGAGGGAGCUCAUUUCUGCAUGAUCGCCUCCUUUCGGACAUUUUCCGCAGGUCAUGGCAGCAGAUGAGGGUAGGAACAGAGACUGAACAGUAAAUUAACAGCUUUGCUUUUACAGUUUCAGAAAAGUUAUGGUACCAAUAUCUUCUCCUAACACAAAGUAUAUUCACAAGUUUUUUCCCUGGCUCUGUAACCCCAGUUACAGAGAACUAGUGUAUUUUCUUUGGCUCUGCCUUAAACCUCACGAUGUUCAAGAAAAAAUCUACAUCAUCACCAACUUCUGCCUUUAACUGGACCUGAUGUUCUUCAGCCUGGAAGGUUUCUGACUUUGGUCUCUUUAGGAGCACAAGUGAUAAUGAAAUUGAUCAUUUCUCUUUUAUCAUGCAGCUAAAAGGAAAAAAAAUGUAACGUUACAAAUAAAUCUACACCUGCUGUCAUCCACUGCUCUCAGAUCAAAUGUUCUCCAUCAUCUUUGAAGCUUGAAAAAUGCGUUUCCAGUUGCUGGAUGGUUGCUAUCGAUCCAUUUGUGGGUCUACGUAGUGGGAAUGAGAGUUAAUUUUGGCUUAAAAGUUUUGUGAGGGAAUUGUGUACAAGAAACUUUGGCUUUAAUGUCUUCCGCAUCACUCUCCGUCACUGUGGCGUGAUAACAACGCAUUGAAUGUACAUCACAGAGGGUCGCCUCCCAUGGCUGAAUGUCUUUCUGUUUUUUUCAAGGUUGUGAAAAAGCUGGAAAAGCACUGAAAACAAAAACAAGAUAUUAGUGAAAAUGAACAGAAUGUUACUGCCUUUAUCUUCUAACAGAAGGGGGGAUAUUGGCGCAGCUUGGUAACCCAUUUCCCCUCUUAGUAUAUACAACCUGCAGACACUUGAAUCUUGAUUUGGCAACCUUAUUUCCUUUGGUAGCACAGUGCAUGUUGGGGGAUUUAAAGGUGUGUGUGUGUGUGUGAGUGAUGGUGGUGGGGUCUCCCAACAUGGCAACGCAUUCCCUGUACAUUUUAAGUGAAACUUGAUUUGGAAUGGAAGGGACAUCGCUUGGGUGUUUUCUUUGUUGUAAUGUAUUACAAAAACUAGGUCUUAAUGGGGGCGGGGGGGGGGGGGUAAUGCUCCAACAUUGCAACUUGCUAUAAAAUGUGUAGUUUGCUUGCCACGUGGUUUGGAAAGAUUUAUAUGUAAACCGCUGUAGACAGAUGUGUGUCUUCCAUGAACAUAUGCCAAGCUGUGUGUGCGAGUGUGUGUAGAGCGGCUACUUUUACACGCAAGCUUAAAUAAUUGAAGCACAAUACUUAAUUCCUUUCACACUAGAUCGUCUUUGAAACUAACGGGGGUCUUUUCACUCUUUGUAUAACUUUUCUUUCUUGAACUCGGGUGCAAUAAUGACAUUGGAAGAAACUGCAGCAGGUGUGCGUGUGUGCGCAUUAAUCAUAUAGGGAUUAUAAAUAGGGAUUUACAAAGGGAAUGCUAACCUGGUGUGGGUGGGUGUCUGAAGGGAAAAAGUGUCUUCCUUCCCAUGCUCAUGAGUGUGUUGUUUCACUUGUGCAUGGCAGCACUGUGCUUUUUUCUUUUUCUUUGUUUUUAAAUAGUUUUUUAGGUUUUUUGAUUCAUUAUUAGCUGUGCAUCUUUUUUGGGGGGGUUGUUUUUGUUGUUGUUUGUUUUUUUUAGAAAGGGAACGAGGCCGUCGUUAUUGAAUGUGCCUUUUGCUGUAUUUUGUUGUUUUUCCUGCCAAUAAAGCAGCCGUGUGCAGCUGUGGUGUUUGGACUCUGGAAACACUUCAUUCUUUACAAAAAAUUAACUCAAAAUCUGCAAAAUCUUUCCGUUUUUUUACAGUGUGUUUUUGUUCUGCUUUCUUUUCUGCAAUAUUAUUUAUAAUGCUGUUUUGAAGCUUUUAUGUUAAUACCCUGGACUUGCACAGUUUAUUAUGAUCACAGUGAAGACUGCUUUGCAUUUUCUAAAUAACUGAAGGCUAUUUUCUUUUAUUUAAGACAGCUGGGCAUCUACUAAAUUCACAAAAACUACCUUUAUUAUAAAAAACAUUUGUCAUAGUUCUAAGAGAUCUACAAAACAUUUCUUAGUAUUCCUAAUGUAAUUGCAAUAGACUGUAUGUAAAAGAUGAACAUUGCCACUGUGGUACCACCUCUUGAUUUUUGGACUAAGCAUUUUAAAGCAUUAAUAUUUUAGUUGUCACUAUGUUGGGGUUUUUGGCGUCACAUAGCUCUUUUUUUCCCAGCUACUAGGAGUGCUAAGCUAACAGCUAAUGCUAGCCAGCAUUCAUAAACAGAGAUAAAUAAUGCUAAAAAACAGAGUAAAAAAAGGCUUCACUCAAACUUCCAGGAAACCUUACACCACACAGCAGGUCAUAAUAUAUGUCAGAUAAUUUCAUUAAAAAUACAUCAGAAAGCACAAACACCGUGGAGAGGUGCAGUUUAGUCAUUCAGAUUAGCUGAGGUCAAGCCUAGCUAAUCAAAGUAGACAAACUUUAAACCUUACCGCUAUACAAAGAGAGAGUUUAGAGAAAUGGAAGUCUAUGAUGAGUGACCUUCUAGACUGAGCCUUAAGUGGCCAUUAGAGGAACUGCUGAUAGUUGCUUGAUGUUUAUAUUGUUUAAUUUAAGACAUAAGAAAUACAUUUUUGUGUUAGUGCCACUGUCCCCGUUUCAAUUUAAAACUCUCUUGGUAUCCAGAGUCCACACACUGCAGAUGUUGUUGCUAAUUUGUUUUUUGGUUUUUUGUAAAGCAGAUGUUGUUAUUGAGACUCUGUACACGCUGUUGUAUUAAACCACUAAUGAAUGAAACAAAAUACUAAUAAAAUUAUGACAAAUGCCAACAGAUGAAUAUGGAAUAAAUGAAAAACUGUUGAACA
Oreochromis niloticus (Nile tilapia) is the source of this 6558-nucleotide messenger RNA. RefSeq names its product exocyst complex component 6B (gene exoc6b). The record is from RefSeq and is a predicted model, not a curated record. Lineage: Eukaryota; Metazoa; Chordata; Actinopteri; Cichliformes; Cichlidae. Gene Ontology annotation, biological process: exocytosis; Golgi to plasma membrane transport; intracellular protein transport. Gene Ontology annotation, cellular component: exocyst; membrane.